Molecule: messenger RNA, 1257 nt
Organism: Myiozetetes cayanensis
Lineage: Eukaryota; Metazoa; Chordata; Aves; Passeriformes; Tyrannidae
Product: folate receptor gamma-like
Exons: 5
Coding region: 267-1127 (286 amino acids)
Cellular component (GO): external side of plasma membrane
Molecular function (GO): signaling receptor activity
Source: RefSeq, a predicted model, not a curated record
AUGAAGCCGCCUCCCACGGGAGGGAUGGAAAAACAGCCACGGGUAGAUUUUGGCUGGUGCUGGCCCCAGCCUGGCGCCAGAAGGACAGAUCCUGGCUCCCUGCAGGGCUGGGGGGGCCGGGCCGGGAGCGAGGGUCAGCCCAGGACACAGCGGGGCAUCGGGGCGCGGUGCCCCGUCUCCUCUGUACCCACAGUGCUGCCGAACCUGCCGUGUCCCCACGCCCCGUGAUCAGCGGCCAAGGGUUGUGCCGCGCCACAACCUUUGAGAUGAGCUGCGCUCACCUCGUGGCACCUGAAGCCUGGCAGUCCCCCCGAGAGGAGCCCCGGCCCCCAGUGCCCCCCAGCGCUGCUGUCCUCACCCCCUGCCGCCCCGGCAGAGCGAUGGCGGUGGCACUGGCGCUGCUGGUGCUGGUAGCUUGGCCAGCUGCCACCGCUGCGACGGUGACGCGGGACUCGCUGCUCAACGUCUGCAUGGACGCCAAGCACCACAAAACGGAGCCUGGCCCUGAGGGGCAGCUCUACGGGCAGUGUGUCCUCUGGAAGGACAAUGCCUGCUGCACUGCCAACACCAGUCAGGAAGCCCACGAGGACCAGUCCUACCUGUACAAGUUCAACUGGGACCACUGUGGGGCCAUGCCACAGAAGUGCAAACGCCACUUCAUCCAGGACACGUGUCUGUACGAGUGUUCCCCCAACCUGGGGCCAUGGAUUGACCAGGCAGACAACAGCUGGCGAAAGGAGCGGAUCCGGAACGUGCCGCUGUGCCGGGAGGACUGUGAACAGUGGUGGGAGGAUUGCCAGGAUGCUGUCACCUGCAAGACCAACUGGCACAAGGGCUGGAACUGGACCUCAGGCACCAACCGGUGUCCCCAGGGCGCCAUGUGCCAGAAGUUCAAGUUUGUGUUCCCGACGGCGGCUGCGCUCUGCGAGCAGAUCUGGUCUGGCUCCUACCUCUACACAUCCCACCACCGUGGCAGUGGCCGCUGCAUCCAGAUGUGGUUUGACCCCGCACAGGGGAACCCCAACAUUGCCGUCGCCCAGUAUUAUGCCCGUGGCAAUGCCCUCCCAAGCCCCCCACUCCCUGUCCUGCUGGCCCUGCUGCCCCCCACACUCCUGGCUCUGCUCUGAGCAGGAGAGGCUGCAGGCAGGAGCCGGCAGAGAGUGGUCAGGGGGGUGCCCAAGCUGUGCCCCCCCAUGGGAUGUCCCCAAGCUGUGUCCCCCCCAGGCAUGUGGACGAUGAAUAAAUACUCCUGCCCUG